AGGGCUCCGAUCGAAAAUGCAAGAAAGUCCCCCAAAGACAAAAAACAUAAACAAGCUCAACCAAAUGACCAGGCAUAAGUGUAACAUUGAAAACCCAAAAGAACAAAGACAUAAAGAGUCCAAAUACAACAGAAAGUCCAGGCAGGAUGUGACAACAAUAGACAGAAAGCAGCUCAACCCAAGAAAAAUAAUCACUAUAUUUAAAAUUAUAUUUAAAAUUUGACUUGCAGGGAGCAUUUUUAUAUACGCUACUCAAGUUUUGGAACGUUGACCAUAUUUAGCAUAGAUAUCCCACAUCAUAACAGUAUAUAAAUAACAGAAAAGCAUAAUAUCUCAGACAAGCUUUAAAGAUCCCUUCCAGACAUAUUAGAAGUCACAUACAAUAAUCUGCUUUGACUAAUAUUUUGUGUGACGUGGUUUUUCCAAAACAAAAAAUCCAGCAUGGAUGAAUAUGCAAAUAUUUUUAACUUCAUAAGUUUAACUGCUGGAUACAAGAUGUCCUCCCAUUUCACUCAGUUUCCUGUGAGUGUGUGCAGGAUGUGGGCUGACUACAUCGUACCUGACAAGAAGACGACGGAUGGACAACAUCAAGACAAGAUGGAGAUCCCCUUACUCUGCUUAAUGCUCUCAGCCACAGUGAACGUCCUUCCCAACAGAUCUCAGUUCUUUUGGUACGAAUCCAUCUCUCUGAACUGUGCAGUUCCGGCAAACUCUGACAACUGGACACUGAAGAGAAACACCUCCUCUCAGACUUCUGAUUCAUGCAACUCUGGCUGGGGAGUGUCACGGGAUUCAUCCUGCAUCAUUGAAGAUGCCUACCCAUCGGACACCGGAGUUUACUGGUGUGAGUCUAAGGGCGGGAAGUGCAGCACCAUUGUCAACAUCACCGUGACAGACGGCAUUGUGAUCUUGGAAAGCCCUGUACUUCCCGUAACAGAAGGAGAUGAAGUGGCACUUCGCUGUUCCUACAGAGAAGCAGACAACAAAAAAGCUGUGUCCAAUCUUCCUGCAAAGUUCUACAAAGAUGGUGAUUUCAUUGGGACUCAGGAUGCAGGAAUGAUGGUUUUUCCAGCAGUAUCCAUGUCUGACAGAGGCUUCUAUAAGUGUGAAAUCCCCAUAAAAGGAGUGUCGCCGCAGAGCUGGAUGGAUGUUAGAGUCCGACCUCCGUCUCCUCCAGUCAUGUCGCUGCCCGGGCUGGUGUGUACCACCCUGCUGAUCAUCGUCUACAUUGUGUUGCUCAUAGUGUGUGUGAACGUACACCACCGCCAGGCUCAAGCUCGAGCUGAAGCAAAGUGCUUCCGAUGAUCCUCCAGUGAAGUGACGAGUCCUGUUUCCUGCUGAGACUAAGAAGGAAAAGGAGCAACUACUGUAUAUAUUAUGACUUUGAAAAUGCUUAUAUGCUAACCAAUAUUUCUGGAAAUAAUCAACCCAAUAAUUCACUAAAGGCAAUAUUGUAAAUUUAUUUAUCUAAUUUUUAAACUUUGUAUCAUCUUUUCUUUUGUAAUUUCUUACCUGGUGCUGUUGAUUGAAAAAACUGAGCAAAAAUCAAACUUUCUGCAUUUGUUUUUAAAUGUUUUUUAUGGAGAAGCUGAACAUUUUGGAGCUGACACAUACUUUAGAUCAAAUGUCGACGACCAUACAUUAGUGUCUCAAGUCACCAGUGGAUAUUUUUAUAUCAUAUGAAGACAACAAGAACCAAAACUCUAAACCAAAAAAAAAAAAUCCUUCUCCAUAAUCUAUAACCUAUAUUUAACAUGUAUGCUGAAUCACAAAAAAAAAAAAGUUGAACAAAGAAUCAGAGCUUCCACUAUUUGUGGCAUUUCAAACAACUCCAGGUCUUCUUCAGGCAAACACCCACAAGAGAGAAAUGAGGCAUAUAUAUGUAUAUAUAUAUAUAUAUAUAUAUGUGGUCAAAUGACCCAUGACAUCACAAUCAUGUUCACAAUUGUCAAGACACUAUCAUCAUAAGAAAGAAGAAAUAAAAACAUGAAUAUGAAAAGUCAUACAAAUAUGACGGAAGUUCUUUAAGUCACAAAAAAUAUAAUAAAAAUAGAAAUAUCAAACACUAAUUUUAUAUAAAAGUAAUAGUAAUAGGAUGGGUGCCAUAUGUUAACAAGACACUAAGGGGCAACAAGGGUAAUUAAAAAACAUACUGUAUAUAGUGUGUCCAAUUUAGAAUUUUUAGAAUUAAUAUAAAUAUAUAUGUAAAUAGACUAAGAGUAAAUAAGACAGAAGAAAAAAAUCUUUAUAUAUAUAUACACUUGGACUAAGACUUUAAUAUUAUUGUAGGUUAUCCAAUCAUUCUGGCUAUACUGUACAUUUGUUUCUAGUGCCUCUAACACAUAUAGUCCUACUUCAAGUGUAUAUAUAUGUAUUCUUUUUCUUCUGUCUUAUUUCUUCAAGGAUCUAUAUGCAUACAUGGCAUGUGAUAUUCCUCUUAGUCUACUUAUAUUUAUAUUAAUUCUUGGACACACAAAAUGCUUUUAAUGUCUUGUUGCCCCCUAGUGUCUGUUAACACAUGGCACCCACUCUAUUACUAUUAUGAAGUUAGUGUUUGAUAUUUCUAUUUUCAUUGCCCAUAUGAUCAUUGAAAGAGGUUCUCCUCGGUUUAAUUAUUCCUCCUGUUCAUACUGGCUAUUAAAAGAUCCAAUUCAAAUGUGCUUUCAAUGCAAGUGAUGGACAAAAUCCAGAGUGUGUCUACACAGUCAUUUUGUGAAACUAUGUAUUUAAAAGUGGACUUUGGCACUAAAAAGACU
Molecule: messenger RNA, 2756 nt
Organism: Thunnus maccoyii (southern bluefin tuna)
Lineage: Eukaryota; Metazoa; Chordata; Actinopteri; Scombriformes; Scombridae
Exons: 6
Coding region: 442-1305 (287 amino acids)
Biological process (GO): cell surface receptor signaling pathway
Molecular function (GO): transmembrane signaling receptor activity
Source: RefSeq, a predicted model, not a curated record